This is a messenger RNA of Boeremia exigua, 6126 nucleotides long. RefSeq names its product sister chromatid cohesion C-terminus-domain-containing protein. The coding region runs from base 189 to 5636 and encodes 1815 amino acids. The record is from RefSeq and is a predicted model, not a curated record. Gene Ontology annotation, molecular function: chromatin binding. Gene Ontology annotation, biological process: establishment of mitotic sister chromatid cohesion; regulation of gene expression; establishment of protein localization to chromatin. The transcript has 5 exons. Gene Ontology annotation, cellular component: Scc2-Scc4 cohesin loading complex. Lineage: Eukaryota; Fungi; Ascomycota; Dothideomycetes; Pleosporales; Didymellaceae.
CCUGCAUAGCAAAAAAGGUGUUCAGCACUGCUGGUCGUCCGGACGCUGCCUCUGCGCGAGUGAACAGGCUCUGCCAUGGCCAUGCGCGUGCCGCUGCCGCCAUAGUGACUCCCCAGCUCUUCCGCCCAUCCUCGGCCUUUGCCAGCCCGCCGAGCUCCCAGAGAGCCGCUGCAUUCGAGACAAACAAUAUGGCUGGGCACUUCGAUGCCUGGCACAGCGUGCAGGGCAAUGGUAUCCCAUACCGGCCGCCGCCGACUGUGGACGAGGCAAUCCCGUACUCGCCCUUCACAUCCAUCAUACCAUUUGCGCUGGAUGUGAUUCCCUUCCCCACCGCGGAGCCUCCCACGCCGCCGUCGACCCUCACCCAAGAGCAGCGCCACGCUGCGAAGCGGACUUUUGGGGCUCUCAACGACGAGAUCAACGGCCAGUCCACUGCCACACAACUCAGCAACACACUGUGCCAGCUCAAAGCGCUGCUGGAUCCAGAAGAGCUGCCGGAGUACAUCUUCAAACCAAUACCGCAGCUGGCAACGCCGUCCGAAAGCCCCACCAAGCAUGUCAACGGUGCGAGCUCGAAAGUCUCGUCUUUACUAAGCCCCUUUGCGGCUAUGAUGCUGAAGAACACCGACGUUGCCUUUACUUCUUUUAGCCUCACCGCAAAUGAGCCCGCACGGCACGUCCACCCUGCCCAGAAAGUCACACCGCAGAUACAUACUUCCAGCAACGCCGCAUAUUCCCAAGACGCCGCGAUCCCGUUUCCUCCGAGUGCCCUCUCGUCGGCCACCAGUGGCACGCCGCUGCGCACAGGUCCAGCUGUCGUGAUCAAGCCUGCUUCUGUCAAGCGAGAGGAGUACCAGCGAUUCGACAACAUCACGCACGCUACACCCUCGACGCAGCGGAAAGUCGACAGCACUACAGCUGUCUUGCGUCCACACGAGCGAGAGCUUGCUGACCGCAAGAUUGAAGAAUUGGAGGCUUUCAUAGUCAAGUUGACUGAGGAAAGAGACGACCUGGACGUGACUGACAACUUUGCUCGAGUUUCUACGGCAGACGGUGAAAUGAACGUCAUGAGGCAACGAGCAAUGGACCGCCUGUCUGACAAGAUGGCGAAUGUCAACAACCUCGGUCACUUCCCUGAGCUACCGGUUGAUUCGGUCAUGCAACUCCAGAAGCUACUGGAACCCAGCAUCACGUACACUGGCCAGCUCACUCUCUUUCCACAAGACGAAGACUGGACUGAGGGCAUUGCCAAGUCUAGGUUGGCUCUGCAAGCUUCCAAGGUGAUCCUCACCUCCAUGAUCGACGGCCGCGACGACUAUCGACUGCGACCUGAAGAUCUUGUCGGUGCCGUCAUCGACCUCGUCAAAGUCAUUCGGAACGAGUGCAUCAUGCCUGUGGUGCAAGCACGGCGGUCUGACAGCCUGUUUGAUACAGCAAACUCGCGCAAGAAAGAGCUCUUGAGUGUUCUCCGAGGCUGUGGCGCAGUCCUCAGCCGCUUUGCUACCCUCAUUGGCAAAGUCAACCUCCCCGAGCGGGGUCUCAAUACUCUGGAAGAUCUAACGGUAGGACUCCUGGUGGAGCAGAACAGUGAUUCUGAGAAGGAUUCUGUUUUCGGCAUCAAACCAUUCGAGAGUUUCAGGCAAAAGGCUAUGGACGUUCUUGCGCAAAUCUUUGCUCAACACGCGGAUCAGCGGCCAUCCAUACUGAACGGCAUUCUCAGUAACUUGGAGAAACUGCCAGACAAGAAGGCUAGUGCCCGACAAUUCAAGUCUGCUCGUGAGGUGUCAAUCAUGUCCAUCUCCGCGCUCUUCAUGCGAUUUGUCCAAGUCGCCGCCAUGAACAAAGAAUCGCGGACAAGACCUACAUCUGAAGACGUCGAGCAAGAAUGGAAAGAGGAGGAUAGCGACUACGAGCCUGGCGCAAACAUGCCCAAAUCUAAGAUCCGAAUCGGCGCGUCUGCUCAGAUUGCCAAGAAUUUGGCGCUCAACGCGAACCACAUCGCCAGCACCAUUACUUCGAACCUCGUCGACAGAGCAUCCAACGUUUCCAAGACUGGCGACAAGCCUUUCCGCAACCUGCUAGAUCUCUUCAUUGAAGACUUUUGUAACGUCUUGGGCUCUCCCGAAUGGCCUGCGGCUGCGAUCCUUCUUUCGACACUCUUGAUUCGAAUGAGUACAAUGGUGCACGGCAAGGACGCGGCGAAGCAGACUGUCGUAGACAAGGACAUGGCUCUCUCGACAAUGGCAAAAGUGGGAUGUGGCGUCAUCGACUUCAGGCAUCGCCUGAAGCAGCUGAAGCGCGGACUUGACGCCUCGCAGUCUGAGCUCUCCGCCAAACUUGAACGUCUCGCUAACGAUGCUUUGACUGAUAACACCAAGGACAGCAUCAACCCCAUCGACUUGUACGAGUUUGAUGGGCCCUACCGUAUGGUUAUCGAGUCACUGAGCGACUACCUUGAGCUGCAACGAGGCCAAGAAGAUCCACACCUGCAGUCGGUCACUGGCUGUCAUGUUACUCUGUGGCUCGACGCCGUGAUUCGCGAAUCCAACAAGAACUCCUCGGACGUACCGCUUCCACAAGCAUUCGAGGACUUGCAACGCCACUUGGAGUCCAUGCUUAUGGACUCAAAGUGGCUCGAUCGCAAAUUUAAAUUCCAGGUGGUUUCAGAAAGCCAGGCCAAGUUGGCCGCUGGCAUCGUUACGCUUCAAAGCAUUGUGUGCAAGCUGUUACCUAGGAUCGUACAGUACAUGCUGCUGGCCACCCGGGACAAGGUCUCCUCAAAGCUGCGUUCAAGGGGCAUGACUGGCUUAGAGCAGCUGAUCGAGAAGGACCCGCGUGUCGUCGAUGAAACUACGGUGAAGACGCUUGUCGUCUCUCUCAAAGAUAGCUCGCCUAUGGUCCGUGAGCACACUCUUGGUCUCGUCGCGCAGUGCUUGGAGCACGAACCGAGCCUUGAGAGCUCCUUCUUGAAAGAUAUCCUCGACCUGACGACCGAUCCUUCGAACGGACCAAAGAAGAGGGCGAUCAAGUUGCUGAAAGGACUCUACACCAGCACACGCUCCCAGGAGAACAAGCUCCAGAUCGCCAAGGCGCUUCUUCUGCCAUCGCAGGACGACGAGAAAGCUAUAGCAGAGUUGAGUCGUGGCGUCCUCGAAGAGCUCUGGUUGACACCUCUGAAGAAAAACGAUGAACACCAAGUCAAGCUUGACCGCGCCCACAAGGCGAGCGUGAUGACAGAUGUUGUUGAGAGGAUACACAAGCAGCCAGUACUUCUGGACGCCUUUGAAAAGUUUCUUGUGCAUUGUUUGUCUGAUGAUGCCAAAGCACAGAAGUCGAAUAUACAGCUCUGCAAAGAACUCAUUGCCGAACUGUUUGACAAGGCAAUCGAGGUGGACUCCACUGGCGCCAAGUCUCCGCAGGCAAAGAUACUGGACACGCUGAGCAUCUUUGCCAAAGUCGAUUCGACUCUGUUCACCAUGGCUCAGGUGGACGACCUCAAGAUUCACAUCAUCGAUCUCAAACAGGCGAGCGAACUUGCUGUCAUCCAACCGAUUGUCAGAAUCUUCCGACAUGUGUUCCCCACACUGCCAUUCUUGGAUCCGAAACUUGCGGAGCACGUACGCGUCAAUCUCAUGCGAGUCGUGCAGAGGCUGGCCAAUUGGGCAAGCCAGGGCCACGUCCCUAGUCGGGACACAUUGACCGAUGUUGCACACUGCUUGUGGACUAUCUGUCCUCUGGUUGACCUCGGUUUGGACAAGCUCUUCCAAAUGAUUUUCAGCACCCUUUGCCUCUUGCGACCAUUGAUAGCACCCAAGCAGAAGGAAGCCGACCGGGCGAAACAAAAGGAGACUGUGGCAGCCAAACGCAGUACGGUGUGUGCCUGUCUUGUCUUGCUUGGCACGUUCGGCAAAGUCUGUACUUUCGAUGAGCACACCAAACGAUUCAUGGAGAGGCUUUCGAACUAUGCCCGAGUCCAGGUCUCGAAGAAAGCAGCUGCGGAAGAGGAUCUAGCCGCGUUGAUCAAGGGCUCUUCGUCAGUGUCGCUAAUGCUUCUUGAAACUGUACGACCCUUCACCAUGCAGCUCUACGAUAUCGACACCCGCGAGCAUGCCAUGCGUAGUUUGGGCGGAAUCUGCCAGCAAUCUCCGGAGCUCUUCAUGCGCGCCGAGGUUGAGAAGCUGAUCAAGCUUGUAUUCUACAAUUCUGACGACCAGCUGAAACUCGUCGUCCUUUCCACCUUCGAGGCGUACUUUACACGCGCCGAGCGUCGGUCUGAGACAGGUUCGGCAAUUGCUGUGGGCGAAGGCGCCGUGCACGGAUCUGCUCGUCUUGAGUCUUCCUACUCAGCUACGGCGACUGAUGCUGCUACUACGCAUGUAGCUAAACAGUUCCUGCAGAGCUUCAAGACUAUUGCACUCAACAACAACAACGAGCUGGCAGAAACGGCAACGAACAUCAUCGCCAGUAUUAGUCGAGCCGGCCUGGAACAUCCGAAAGAGUGCGGCGCUGCUCUUGUGGCAUUGUCGACAUCUCCAAACAUCAACGUCGCUCAGGUGGCCGCUGUGGAGCAUAAGAGAAUUCACGAGAAGCAGGAGUCCUACCUCGAGAAGGAGUACGUCCAGGCCGUCCGCAUAGCCUUCGAUUUCCAGCGAGACGUCUUCGGUGACCCUCACGGGAUGGUUGAGGCCACCCACACUCCGAAGCUGGGCCACCUCUUCAAUGCUCUGAAGGGUGGCAAGAAGGCUACCUUCAAAAAGUUCGUUGAGAAUUUGACGAAGCAGCUGGACUUCGACUUCGCAAAGCUGGAGACUGAUGGAGAGAUUCCUGAUGCCGUUCUGUUUGCUCGGUUUUGUCUGGAGAACCUGGGUCUAGCCGACUUUACGACUCUCGACAUGGUCGCGUCCUUCCUCGACAAAACCGAGGCCAUCGUCUUGAAGGACACGGGUCCACUCGUAGCUGGCGAGAUCGACAAGGAACUGCCCCAGCAGGCUCAGACUGCGCCGUCUUUUGUGUCAUCUGAACUCAACGGACAAAUGCAGUCGAUGGCCGUCGACCAGGUUAUGAAUGAGCCCGCUCCGCCCACUGACCCUACGGCGCUCACCCCCGUCCCUCUCACAAUCAGCGACGACUGCCUACGAAAAUUCACGACCGCAUGUAUGAUCCUGCACAUGGUCUGGGAAACGCGCGCCUUUGUGCGCCGCGUCUACAACAUCCACAAAUACGGUCCCCGCAUCCCGCAGAAAGAAUAUCUCAAGCCCGCACAACGCAACAACUUCAUCUCGGGCAAAGACCUGCGCGACCGCCUGGCCCCCUACACCCUCGCGCUCACCUCCCGCACCUCGAUGCUCGCAUGCUGCACCUCGUUCUCCGAGCUGCUCAACAUCGACCGCGACGUCAAGGUCGGCGAGGACGAGGACGGUCUCGACGCCGCGCUGCUCGACGCCGGGUACGAGACGCCAACAGACACGGCGGAGGAGGCGCGCCGCUCGGCGUCGGUGCCGACGAGUGGCCGCGGCCGGAAGAGGAAGAGCAGUGUGUUGCUGGGCGGCACGCCGAAGAAGGCGCGCGGCGGCAAGGGCCCGGGCAAGAAGAAGCGCGCGAGUAGGACGCCCGAGGGGGACGAGGACUCGGACUAGGAGCCGGGACGGGCGGCGUGAUGCCGCAGCAGGAGCGGGAGCGGGAGCAGGAGCGGGAGUGGGAGUAAGAGUAGCAGCAAAAACGAUGCGGUUUUCACGCUCGGCAUACAAAAAAGGUUUUUCAUCGCGGCUGGGCUGGGUUUUUCGCUUCGUUGGCGUUUCGGGCGCGUGGAGAUACCCCCUUGGCAUGGAUGGGUGCAUGGCUACGGCGUUUCUUUCGCAGACCACAGUACCGGUAGUUGGUCGGCACCGUUCUCACCGACCGCGGCGGCUUCGGUGGUCGCAGCAGUCACAGCAAUCAGGCAGCGGUCGCGGCGGGCUGUGUCUCAUGAUACUUACUGCCCCAGAGACGAUGCAUGCAGCGCUACCGGGCGAGCGUGCUGCGCUAAAAAGCGCUGAAUAUGAUGUAUAUUUAGGAGGCAUAGUUAGUCGAUAUAUGUAUGCAAUAUAUUUAGGCGAUAUACAUACGAUACAUAAUCCAUCGAUCUAC